This is a messenger RNA of Ctenopharyngodon idella (grass carp), 2814 nucleotides long. RefSeq names its product Protein YIPF5-like. Gene Ontology annotation, biological process: vesicle fusion with Golgi apparatus; endoplasmic reticulum to Golgi vesicle-mediated transport. The transcript is spliced from 6 exons. Bases 1323 to 2063 code for a protein of 246 amino acids. Gene Ontology annotation, cellular component: trans-Golgi network; membrane. NCBI's taxonomy places the organism in Eukaryota, Metazoa, Chordata, Actinopteri, Cypriniformes, Xenocyprididae. The record is from RefSeq and is a predicted model, not a curated record.
CUGACCUCAUCACAGAUAAGAGAGCUAAAUAAUGUCAAAGUAUAAGUUGGAGAUUGCAUAUCAACUAUGAAGUACCAAGAAGUUUUCAUGAUUGUCUAUACCACAACUUAAAAGGACUUUUUUUUUUCAUUUACAUGUAGAGAUGCCCGCGUACCAAUACUGAUAAUACUGGAAUUAAAGAUUACACAAAUUGCGUAAAAUAAAUAACUGUUUUCAGGAAAGACUUAAAAAGGAUUGGCAUGACACAACCCACAAUUCUAAGUGGCUAUUUUUUUUAUUGCAAACAAACAAUUUAAACUGUAUUUAAUAAAACACAGAAAAGAAGUUUAGCAGUUUACUGAACAUGGCCAUAAUUUUGAACUUGCUGAUGGUUUAUAUCUUCUGGUACAAUUUUAUAGUAACUGUUUCAUAUACAAUGAAUAACAUAUUAAUUAAAUGUAACUAAAAUAGUUUUUGAGAGAUGAUACAAUUGUUAUCAUGCAAUCUGAUUUUCCUAAGUAUUGAUGUAAUUUUGAAAAUGUAAGAAAUACUGUACUACUUCAUGUUGGUGGCUCAUAUUAAAGUAGGCAUUCAACGGAGGUUGCGAUAUUUUUUUCUUUUCUAUUAUGAUGUAUAUAUACGAGUGAAACGGCUUCUCGACAAGAAAAAAUGUUGGGCAGGAAUGGAUUUUGUCUAUCAAGAAUUGAUUAAUUAAAGAUUUUGAUUAAAGAUUAUGAGAGCACAUGAAUUAAAAAAAUGAUGUGCAUUGAUAAAUCGCUAAAAAAUAAGAAUAGUAAAUUUUGAUUUAAUGGUGACUUUAAAAAGGGGGAAAUGUACUGUUCUUGUUCCUUUUCUCAUACACAAGUACUGUAUUAAGGUGAACGUUAUAUGCAGACAUUUUUGUUUAUUGUAUUUGCAAACAUUUAGCCAACACACUGUAUUAGUUAUAACGCAUUAUACAUAAUCUAUAAUGUUUGUCACUUUAUUUUAAGUUUAUCUUCAAAAAAAAUUUUUGUCCUACCUAUAUUUCUCUAGCCAUUUUACAAGAAUCAUUUUCAUGAACAGAUACAGAAUAUAUAAUUUAAUUGUACAGUAAUUGUACUGAACAAUGGGUGAUCAGCAUGUUAUCAAUCAGUAGAUUGGUCGGAUCUACAGAUCAUCAGGAUGGCGUUACAACAUGACCUCUCAGCACAGUGACAGUGCUGCUCAAGUAAAUAUAGAAGACUAUUAAUAGGAUCAUAUACACACGCAAAACAGCUGCUCAGUGACCAAGAAAAGCCUCAGUACAAACAAACCAAGAUAUUCAAAUCAAAGCCAGACUGACUUCAAACGACAUAUAAAGAAUGGGAGACUUUCAAAAAUUUGAACAAGACUUCUAUCAGUCUGGAUACUAUGUGGACGGUCAGCAGGAAGAGGAAUAUUGCUAUGAUCCAGCCUACGUUAAUCCAAAAUACCAUGAAGUUGAUAAUUCCGCAUGCUUAGAUGAAUAUACCACUACAGCAUCUUAUACUGGACAACUGUAUCAACCUGUAGCGCCACCCGAGCAAACAGAACACAUAGACUCAUUUGAGGAAGAACCACCACUCUUAGAAGAAUUGGGCAUUAACUUUGACCAUAUCUGGCAGAAGACUCUGACUGUGCUAAAUCCACUGAAGCCUGCUGAUGGCAGUAUUAUGAACGAGACAGACCUCACCGGGCCUAUUCUCUUCUGCAUUGCUCUGGGAGCCACACUAUUGAUGGCAGGGAAAGCGCACUUUGGAUAUGUGUAUGGCAUCAGUGCUCUGGGAUGUGUUGGGAUGCACAUGCUGUUGAACCUGAUGAGCAGUUACAGCAUAUCCUGUGGAUGUGUGGCGAGUGUACUGGGAUACUGUCUCCUGCCAAUGGUUGCACUCUCUGCCUUUGCUGUUGUUUAUUCACUUCAAGGGCUUUUGGGAACGCUGUCGGCCAUGUUUGUGGUUGGCUGGUGCAGUCUAUCAGCUUCUAAGAUCUUCAGUUCCACUCUUAACAUGAGUGGGCAGCAGCUGCUGGUGGCCUAUCCCUGUGCUCUUCUGUACGGAGUCUUCGCUCUCCUUACUGUCUUUUGAUAACUAAGAAACUACCACUCUAAGAUCAGAUGAAAGUCCAAUUUCAUGUGCACAUAAUGCACAUAGCCUGUCAAAGUGGCAACAAAUUAAAGUUACUGUAAAUCAGAAUUAUCAGAUCUAUUGUAGAACUUGAUGAACUGGGUUAGCAGAAUCAUUUUUGAUAUUGGAAUGCACACAUAUAUGAACUCAGACACAUUAAUAUAAUUUCUAAGCUGAAUAAUGCAAAGAAGGCUAAGCUCAACCUUAUUCAUAUUAUAUAUUCUUGUUCAUUAUUGAAUAUGUGUGGAGGAAGCGGCUGUUUUUGUUUGACUUAAAGGGAUAGUUCACCCAAAAAUGAAAAUUAUCCCAUAAUUUACUCACCCUCAAGCCAUUGUGUAUAUGACUUUAUCUUUCAGCCAAACACAAUACAAUCGGACAAAAACACAUCUCUUCGCUUCAGAAGGCCUUUAUUAACCCCCUGGAGCCGUAUGGAUUACUUUUAUGAUGGAUGGAUGUGCUUUUUAAGCUUAAAAAAUGGAACCAUUCACUCCCAUUAUAAAGCUGAAGAGUCAGAAUAUUUUUAAUAUAACUCUGAUUGUGUUUGACUGAAAGAAGAAAGUCAUAUACAGCUAGGAUGGCUUGAGGGUGAGUAAAUUAUUUUUGGGUCAACUAUACCUUUAAUUUAUAAAGUUCAAGUUAAUUGCUUAUGCAUAAUCAUUCAAAAAUUCACACAUUCAAGAAAGUAUUAAGAAAAAUAAAAAGGUUGGUGUGA